Zophobas morio is the source of this 972-nucleotide messenger RNA. Its product is annotated as pickpocket protein 28-like. Gene Ontology annotation, biological process: sodium ion transmembrane transport. Gene Ontology annotation, molecular function: ligand-gated sodium channel activity. NCBI's taxonomy places the organism in Eukaryota, Metazoa, Arthropoda, Insecta, Coleoptera, Tenebrionidae. The transcript has 6 exons. Bases 1 to 972 code for a protein of 323 amino acids. The record is from RefSeq and is a predicted model, not a curated record. Gene Ontology annotation, cellular component: plasma membrane.
AUGUUUUCAUUAUGUAUUUAUCAGUCAGAAAAUAAUUGUGAAGAAUUAUUUACACCUGUUAUUACCGAUACGGGAUUAUGUUAUUCGUUUAACAUAUUAGGACGAGAAGACAUAUCUUACGACCACGUGUAUAACUAUGCACAAUAUUAUCGCGUUCCUCACAAAAUUGCAAAGCAUUUUAAUUGGAGAUCUGGAUACGAAGAAAAGAUCGGUGUCGAUGCGUAUCCUAGAAGAGCGAUAAUGGCCGGUUAUGACCAUGGACUUCUAGUAUAUUUGAAGUUUAAUGAACAAAUUAAAAAUCCAACCUGUACUGAUUUUUUGCGAGGAUUUCAAGUUUUAAUUCAUAGCCCUUGGGAAGCACCUCUCCUUCAAAAACAUUCCAUUGUUUUGACUACCAAUAAAACUGCAGUAGUUGGUGUUGAAGCUGAACUUGUUCAAACUUCAGUAGAUCUGAUAAAAUAUAAACCAAAUAAAAGAAAAUGUUACCUGUAUUAUGAAGGCUCUCUGAAACACUUUAAAAUUUAUACUCAGUCCAACUGUGUACUUGAAUGUCGAACUGAUCAUGUCUUGAAACAAUGUGGCUGCGUUGAAUAUUUUAUGCCGAAAUUUUUAACAACAGGGAAUAAUACGACUGCGAUUUGUGGUAAUUCUCUUCUCGAGUGUGCAUUAAAUGCUGAAAAUGAUUUCAUAGAAGUACAAAAGGAAUCUAAGAUAAAAGGAUAUGACUAUUGUGACUGUAAACCUGCGUGUUCAAGUUUGAAAUUUAGCGCAGAAAUCUCGCAAGCGAAUUACGAUGAGGAGAAGUUGCUGAGAAGACAGGGACUAACGGAUAUGGAAGCAAAAGGUACGGCUUGGACUCUUUUGCAUAUUUAUUUCAAAGAGGAGUACGUUACAGCAUUGGAUAGAAAUGAACUGCAUGGUAUCUCUGAUUUAAUAUCCAACUUCGGAGGCGUUUUAGGACUAUUUACGUGA